AAGAUGGCUGCUAGGUUAGGUGGUGACUUCUUGGCUCUUGCAACAGGAAGAUGGUAACGCUGAGGUUGAUGUGGGGACUCCUGGUCCUGUGUGUGGUGGCAGCCUCUCCCCGCAGAUACGUCCGACAAGCAGAACUAGAUAACUACGACAACAACAAUGUGGAUUUAGACCUGAAUGUGGAUAGCGAUGAUGUCUAUGACUAUUACGAUGGAAUUGAUGAACCACAGGAGGAGCUCCACUUGACACUUGAAACCAUUCCACACGAGGCCUCUGGGGAUUUUGGGGAGUCUGGAAUCUCUUGGGUGUCUGGAGCUUCUGGGUUACCUGAGGUGUCAGGAGAGCCUGUGGCUUCUGGGGUACUUGAGGUAUCAGGAGAGCCUGGGGUCUCUGGAGUACCUGAGCUGUCAGGAGAGUCUGGGGCCUCUGGGGUACCUGAGGCAUCAGAAGAACCUGGGGUCUCUGGAGUACCUGAGGUGUCAGGAGUAUCUGAGGUUCCAGAGCUUUCAGGAGAGUCUGGGCUCUCUGAGGUGCCAGAGUAUUUCAGAGAGUCCGGGACCUCUGGGGUGCCUGAGACGUCUGGAGAGCCUGUGAUCUCUGGGCUGCCUGAGGCGUCUGGAGAGCCUGUGAUCUCUGGGCUACCUGAGGUGUCUGGAGAGCCUGAGAUCUCUGUGCUGCCUGAGGUCCCUGAAAAGCCUGGACCCUUUGAUGUGUUUGGAGGGUCUGGGGUCCCCGAAGAGUCUAAACAGCCUGAGGUCACUUUGGAGUCAGGAGAGUCUGGGAUCCCAGAGGAGUCUGGGGUGACUGAGGCCCCAGUCGUCACCACUGAAAUAUUAACUCCUGAUUUAGAUGAAGAGGAGGAGAUACUCCUAACUACCCCGACCACUCCCUUGGAGGGGACUGGGGGUGAUAUAGGGUCAGGGGUACCUGAUAUUGACAAAGAUAUUGACACAGAUACAACAGGUAUGGGUACCUGUAUGCUCUGCACCUGCCUGGUCGGAUCUGUGUACUGUGAUGACCUGAAGCUGGACCAUGUUCCUCCCCUCUCCAAAGAAACCACUCAUUUCUAUGCCCGCUACAACAAAAUUGCUAGGAUCGGCAAGUCUGACUUCGCCAACCUGAAUAAAUUAAAGAGGAUCGAUCUGACUAGCAAUGGCAUAUCCAGGAUUGAUGAUGAUGCUUUCUUUGGCCUUCCUGCUCUGGAGGAGUUGGUAUUACGAGAGAAUGGUAUUAGACAACUUCCUGCUCUGCCACCCUUUAUGACCCUUAUUGAUGCCUCUCUCAACCAGCUGGGCAGCACUGGCAUUCAGAGAGAAGCUUUCAAGGACAUGCCAAGGCUACUUUACCUUUACUUGACAGACAACAACAUAGACCACAUCCCGGUUCCUUUGCCUGACAGUCUGCGCUCUCUGCACCUACAGAAUAACAAUAUCCAAAUGAUGCAUGAGGACACCUUCUGCAAUCCACAUGACUUGAAUUACAUCCGCAAUGCUCUUGAGGACAUUCGCCUGGACGGUAAUCCCAUCAACCUCAGCAGAACCCCACAGGCCUACAUAUGUUUGCCACGUAUCCCCGUUGGUGCCCUUAUUUAAGCUGAGAAAACGCACACUCAAAUGCACGCGUACAAAACUCACACGUAUGCACAAACUCCUCUGUGAGUACCUCUCUCUCUCUUUUUUUUUUUAAACUUUGGGCUCAAGCAAACACUUGGAUAUGAAUGGCUGUCUUUAAAGGAGCUUGGCAUAAAUACAUAAACUCACACUCUCACAGGAGUUCUGGUGGACACUUCCAACUCUACGCUGCUUGUGUUUCUACCUUUUUACACAGUGCAUACUUUUCAUAAUGUAGGUGGUUUGUAAUCAUAUCUGGAUUUAUGACGUCUCAAAAACACAUGUGUCUAGCCUCAUAAACAAUCUCUUUUAGAGAAGCAUAGAGAACCAUGCAUAACUCCGAAAAGUUUUUUUAUUUAUCAAAUACUAAUGAAUCUUUGAGGAAAACAAGAUGUCAUUAAUUUACAAGUGCAAAUAUGAACAAAAACGCACAAAAACACUCUUUUGUGUGCUGUACUGGUUGCCUGUCUGGGGUUAGCUGCAAUUGCCAGUCCAAAUUGUUUAAAUAGGUUUGUUUUGUAAAUGAAAUAUUGUUAAUAUUCAUAUAGAAUUUAACAAAUGUUUAUCAUAAUUAGCAUAAACUAAUUGAAGCUGGCGCUCAAUGAAUUUUUUGAAAGGUAAAUUUGACUAAUGCAAUAAAAGAAGCAUUCUAACAAUGAAUUUGUUGUAAAGUCUGUACUGUAAUAUAAAUAUAUAUAAGCUGUUUUUUUUUUUUUUUUUAACAAGAACUGCAAUAUUUUGGUAUAUCACAAUUCAAGCUGUUGUUAUGACCAAUGGCCUUCCAAAUGAACAUUUCAGAACUGUUGUAUUGGCUGAGGGGUUUGAGAAUGACUAGGGGGAAUGGGGGGUAAAUAUUAGCUCAGCAUUGUGUGUUUUGUAUGGAAAUAAUCACACCUGAAUAAAGUUUUCUGAUGACCUCUCCAAAACAGAGGUGGCUUAACGUUUUCAUUGUUAGCUUCAAAGGCAUGAAA
Sinocyclocheilus grahami is the source of this 2578-nucleotide messenger RNA. Its product is annotated as epiphycan-like. Lineage: Eukaryota; Metazoa; Chordata; Actinopteri; Cypriniformes; Cyprinidae. Gene Ontology annotation, cellular component: extracellular matrix. Gene Ontology annotation, biological process: articular cartilage development; bone development. Gene Ontology annotation, molecular function: protein binding. The record is from RefSeq and is a predicted model, not a curated record. Bases 51 to 1589 code for a protein of 512 amino acids. The transcript is spliced from 8 exons.